GCCAUGCUUAGGGAGGCUGUCAGUAGAGGAGCUGCAAGAGGGGAACCUCGGGAGUUUGACUGCGGCGGAAGCUGCAGGCAGCACCAGCUUUCUUCGAGCGCCGCGUACUCGCCGCCUCCUUUUGCAAGUCGGCUGGAGGACUUGCAAGGAAAGGGGAAAGAGCUCCCUCUAGAAGGGUUCCAAAAGAAAGACGGCACUUUCACUAGUCCACAGACCCGCCAGUUCAGGCUCCCAGCAUGGCCAAACACGUUUUUCUCACGGGACUACCAGGAAUUGGAAAAACCACAUUGAUCCAGAAAACCCUUGAAGUUUUAAAAUCAUCAGUUGUCUCUAUUGAUGGAUUUUACACAGAAGAAGUGAGAGAAGGUGGCCGGAGAAUAGGAUUUGAUGUUGUCACUCUAAGUGGAAGAAGAGGAGUUUUGUCUAGGAUUGGAUCUAGCCCUUCAGUGGCAGGGCAUGAAUACCGUGUUGGCCAAUAUGUAGUAGACUUAGUUUCAUUUGAACAGUUGGUUCUUCCUUUGCUGAGACAUGCUGAUCUUGACAGCAGUGGAGUGAAAAAAGUCUGUGUAAUUGAUGAGAUUGGUAAAAUGGAGCUCUUCAGCCAGUCCUUUAUUCAAGCUGUCCAUCAAAUUCUGAGUGGCUCAGGAACUGUGAUUCUUGGAACGAUUCCAGUGCCUAAAGGAAAGCCUCUGAGGCUUGUGGAAGAGAUCAGAAAUAGAGAGGAUGUGAAGGUCUUCAGUAUUACAAGGGAGAACAGAGACAGUGUGUUGCAAGAUGUUGUGACAGCUGUGAAGAAUUGCCUAAAAGGAGAAGUUUGUUAAAAUCAUACCAUCUCAUGAACUCUUGACAGCUCAGCACACUUCCUCUUGAUUUCAUGGGACUUCGUUGACUUUGACUAUGCAGAUAUGAGCAGUGCUAUUUUACAUCUACCUGCUAUUGCUUUCUGAUUAAUAUUUAUUGUUAAUAGAUAAAAUAAUUCACAAAUACAAGACAAUUAAUCUUGGGCUGUGAAAUGAGUUUCUUAGAUUAUUCUCUGAAUUAUAUACUUAAUGAAAAUCCAGGUUGGUGAAAGAGCGAGCUUCCAUUUCAUCACAGUAGAGUUUGACUCAGACCUUUUCCCCAAAUAGCGGGUAACAUUUCCCAAACAUUUCAUAUUGGGUUGGAUAUUACUGCUUCUCCAGCAGAAGAGCUCUUCUUCCGCUGGAAUGCUCUGUAAUUACCCAAGUGAUAGGAUCCAUUCUGUUGUCUCUGACACAUCACAAACACAAAACACGGUUCAUAUGUGUGGAGUGUGUUUGCUGAGAUUGUUCAUGAAAUGCUUUUCGUCACAAAUCUUGGUAAUUAAUGGUAGACAGACAAAUCAGUUUUAUUUUCUGUUGAGCUAAGUACAGUGCAAAGGAUAGGGGCCCCAGAAGCCAGGGGCUCUGCAUUUUUCUGGUGUCCUUUUUAGGUUGAUGUUUCAAAGAAAUUGGCCUAACUUUAUUUUGCUCAUGUGGGGUCACAAGGAUUCAAGUUUUUCAGUGAUCCUUUUUUACUCUGUUUGCUUUUUAUUUCUGUUGGCAUUUCCUAUAUUUCCAUUGAUUUGUACUGGAAGAUAUUUCCUAUACAUAAAUGGAUCUUUUCCUGUGA
Heteronotia binoei (common prickly gecko) is the source of this 1629-nucleotide messenger RNA. It is a transcript of the gene NTPCR, whose product is annotated as nucleoside-triphosphatase, cancer-related. NCBI's taxonomy places the organism in Eukaryota, Metazoa, Chordata, Lepidosauria, Squamata, Gekkonidae. The record is from RefSeq and is a predicted model, not a curated record. The transcript is spliced from 5 exons. Bases 237 to 821 code for a protein of 194 amino acids. Gene Ontology annotation, molecular function: ATP hydrolysis activity.